UCCUAGAGGAGAAGUGAGAGAGCAGAGCUUGUCCAUGGUGAUGGCAUUCAUUCUGUAGCAGGGCAGCUGAACAGGAGUAGCAUUAAGAAGAGGUCUUCAGAGGACAUUCACAUACAGAAGGGCAGACUGAGUCACUCCUGUAGGAUUACCUUAAGCACCACUCCAAACCUAACCCUGGGGACCAGAAAGAGCAGGUAGAGGAUGAGGUCCAAGAGCAGUGGGGUGGAGAGCCCAGCCAAUGGGGUACUCGGGGUUCCCCAGGCAACACAAGACAUCAACCAGGAAGAGGGUGUAAAUCUGCAUACACCCAUAAAGAGUCUGAAGGUCAAAGUUCAACCAAACAUUGAGGAGUUGGUGGAGGAGGUGGUGGUGGUCUCUGACAUAGAGAAGUCAACCGAGGACAGUUUAGGUACUAGUGACAAAAGACAGGGAAUCAUGGACUUUACUAAAAAGGACCUUCUGAGGCUGCUAGGGGUCAUGGAAGGUGAGGUUCAGGCGAGGGAGGAUGUUAUCUGUGUGCUGAAGACUGAGAGGACACGUCUGGAAGCUCUGAAGUCCCACUAUGGUUCUGCAGCUCCUACCACAGCCCUCCAGGCCCUACAGAGAGACAGCCUUCUCACCAACACACAAACACACAUUGACAAUGUCUACCAGUGGCCAAUGGCUGAGCUGGACCGUCUGCAGGAUAAACACAAGGACACGUAUCGGCGCAUGCUGGAACAGCUUCUAUUGACUGAGAAGUGUCAUCGCCGCACCGUGCACGAGCUGGACAGCGAGAAGCGCAAGCAUGCUGACUACAUGAACAAGAGUGACGAAUUCACUAACCUAUUGGAGCAGGAGAGAGAGAGAUUGAAGAGGUUGCUGGAGAAUGAGAAAGCCUACCAGGUCCGUAAAGAGAAGGAGAACACCAAGCGUCUGGAGAAGGUGAGGGAGGAGCUGGUCAAACUGAAGUCCUUUGCCCUGAUGCUGGUGGAUGAGCGGCAACUCCACCUGGAGCAGAUGGACCAGCAGAGCCAGAGGGUCCAGGAGCUGACCCAGCAGCUGUCCCAGAGGGAGCAGGACCUGAGCAAUGCCAGUGCCAGGGCCCAGGAGGACAGACAGAGGGCCCUGAGCUUGGAGGGCGAGCUGAGUGAGUGCCAGGCCAAGUUUACCCAGGAGCAGGAGGAGAUUACAGCCAAGCUGGCCAGCCAGGAGUACCAGAACCGCCUGUUGGAUGUCAAGCUGUCUGGACUCACCCACACUCUGGAGGAGCUGGAGGAGAGCAACAGGGCUCUGAGGAGGUCAGAGGAGGAGAGCAAUGGGGCUCUGAGUAGGUCAGAGGACAGGUUGGAGGAGAGCAAUGGGGCUCUGAGGAGGUCAAAGGAGGAGCUGGAGGAGAGCAAAUGGGCUCUGGGGAAGUCAAAGGAGGAGCUGGAGGAGAGCAACGGGGCUCUGAUGAGGUCAAAGGAGGAGCUGGACGAGCUGAGGGACAAGAUCAGCAAAGGGGAUUGUGGGAACUCUAACCUAAUGACUGAACUGGAGAACCUCCGCAAACGGGUAUUUGAGAUGGAAGGGCAGGACGAGGAGAUCACCAAGGCAGAGGCCCAGUGCAGGGAGCUGAAGAAGAGGUUGCAGGAGGAAGAGAGCCGAGGGAAAGAACUCAAACUGCAAGUGGAGAAGCUCCAGAGGAGAAUGGUGGAACUGGAGAGACUAGAGUGGGCGUUCAAUGCCAGCAAGGCGGAGUGCUUCCAGUUACACGCCACUCUGGAGAGAGAGAAGGACGUGUCAAAGGAGCUUGCCGACGAACUGGUUGCCGUUAAGAUACGCAUGAAAGAGAUGGAAUCCUCUGAGCUGAGACUGGAAAAGACUGAGCAGGGCCUUAAAGAUGACCUGGCAAAGCUGAAAUCAUUCACUAUGGUAAUGGUUGAUGAGAAGAAUAAUAUGAUGGAGAGAAUGCUGUUAGAGGAGAAGAAGAGGGAUGAUCUGAGUAAGAUGUUCAAAGUGGAGCAGGUCAAGGUCAUGGAGGUGACUGAGAGAUUGAUAGAGGAGAGUAAAAAGCUCCUGAAGUUGAAAUCAGAGAUGGAGGCCAAGGUUGGGACCCUGACCAGAGAGAAAGGAGAGCUUAGCACUAAGCUCAGAUGUGAAAUGGAAAAGAGCAAGGAUCUGAGCUCCAAAGUCAGCCAAAUGAACAAGAGGUCAGAUGGAUUGCAGGAGGCAGAAAAUAUAUCCACAAAUAACAUAGCAAAGAGGGAACUGGGAAGCUUGUCAGAUGGGAGUUCGAAAGAGGACAACAGGGUGAAGGAGCUAACGUUUGAAAUAGAGCGGUUGAAAAACCGUCUCAAGCAGCUGGAGGUUGUGGAGGGCGAUUUGAUAAAGACAGAGGAUCAGUAUGACCUGCUGGAGAAAAAGUUAAUGACGGAGCAAGACAAGGCCAACAUUCUCUCCCAGCAGGUGGAGGAGAUGAGGAGUCAGAUCGCCAGGACUAAAGCAAUAGAGAAUGGAGAGGUGGUGAGCCAGGAGGCAGACCUACGACAGCGCUGCAGGACAGAGAACGCCAACACCAGAGACUUGCAGAAUGACAUGGUAGCCCUCAAGGAGAAGAUCCAUGAGCUGAUGCACAAAGAAGACCAGCUCUCUCAACUCCAAGUGGACUACUCCUUCCUCCAGCAGAGGUUCCUAGAGGAAGAGGAGAAGAAGAACAACAUGAGCAUUGAGGUCCUCCACCUCACCAAAGAGCUGGAGGUGACCAAGCGCCACAGCCGCGCUCUACGACCCAGUCUGAACGGGAGGAGGAUGGUGGACAUUGCCAUGGCGUCCACAGGAGUUCAGACUGAUGCGCUGGCCAAUGAGACGGCAGAAGAGGACACCCCAGCCGUGUUCAUCAGGAAGUCCGUCCAGGAAGAGAAUCACAUCAUGAGUAAUCUUCGACAGAAGGGUCUCAAGAAACCCACAGAUAAAGCUGGUGGUCAUGAACGCUACUCACCCUCUGUUGCCGCUGACCUCAGCAUGAAGAAGUCCUGGAUUCCCUGGAUGAGGAAGAGGGAAAUCAUCCCUCAGGGUGGUAAUCUGGACAAGUCUGUCCAUAUCAACAGUGAAUCCAUGCAUUCUGAUCUGGCCAUGUCCCAGAAGCAAGGGCAGCCUUUACGCAUCAGAGUGACCCCAGACCACGAGAACAGCACAGCUACCUUGGAGAUCAGCAGUCCUUCUACUGAGGACCUCUAUUCCAGCUCCAGCCUCAGCCUCAGUCCCACCCUGCAGGGCCACCAGAAGCCUCGGAUCACUAUCAUUCCCACCCACACCGCCGCAGCUUCAAGGGGAAAAGCCAGUGCCGGGCCAGGGGGACCAGAGAGGUCCAAGUCCCCGGUCACCGUCACCACCAUCUCCAGGGCCAAGUCACCAGAGAUCAGCAAGGCCUCCUCCUCAUCAGGCAGACCCAUAUCACCCAUAUCCAUCAUGACAGUUAGCGCUUCUAUGGUGUCCAACAUGUCCACCUCCCCAGAGCCCCAAGAGAUGACCAUGGGCCGGGCCGUGUUCAAGGUGACCCCUGAGAAACAGAUGGUCCCCACACCGAUCAGGAAGUACAAUUCCAAUGCCAGUAUCAUCACCACCACAGAGGACAACAAGAUUCACAUCCACCUGCACGGCUCCCAGUUCAAUAAGGGCCCCUCGGAGGGCCACAACAACACAGGACCCAAGGUGGUGGUUAGGCCUGUCGGCAUGGCAACAGAGUGUAGCAGAGAGAUGAUGUUAUCCACAGGCACGGUGUUGCGCUCCCCUCGCCAUAGUGCCACUGCUGUCAAAACCACACCCAGUAAAGUGAUGAGCAGCAUCACCAUCACUGCAGUCACGUCCACCCCUUCCAGACCAGCACAAGCUGUGCCCGGGCAUGAUGCCCACCCACCCCGGGCAGGGCUCACCCGUAUCCCCAUGUCCAAGGGCCUGAAGACAGGCAAAGCCAUGCUGGGAGCCCUGGGGAUGUCUGGAGGAAUGAGGCUGGAGCAGAGAGCAGAAAGCCAGUCCAUGAGGAUAGAGCUGAAGAAAUCCACAAUCAGCAGCACAACAGCCUUUCAAAAUGGAGGGAAAAGCUGUUAGAGCCAGAAACACAAACAGGGAACAGAAGUCAAACAAGCUGCCAACCAAUAGUAAUGUUCUAUGGGUCAAAGGUGCUCAGUAUAGAGGCACAAUUAAAUGACCUGGAGACAGAGAGCGAGGUGGGAUUUUCAGACAAGGGAAAGUCGUUUGGCUCCUCUCUAUUGAGCAGGAGCCUAAAUUGAUCAUUGUGUUCUUGUCUAACUGAAAACAAUACACAUAUCUAAUAUAUUAUAUUUUUAGAAACUAUUUAUAUUAUGUUCUGUGUUUGUAAUGUGGAUGAAAUCAACUGAUAACCGCUGACAUGUGUGCAUUUUAUAAGGGGAGAGGCCGUGUGUAUUGGCAGGUAGUUCUGCUAUUAACUGCUUCAUGUACUCGUUAGGGGACUGCUUCACCCAGUGAGCUUUUCAUUAUGCAUUUUGUAAGGGGAGAGGCCGUGUGUAUUGGCAGGUAGUUCUGCUAUUAACUGCUUCAUGUACUCGUUAGGGGACUGCUUCACCCAGUGAGCUUUUCAUUAUGCAUUUUGUAAGGGGAGAGGCCGUGUGUAUUGGCAGGUAGUUCUGCUAUUAACUGCUUCAUGUACUCGUUAGGGGACUGCUUCACCCAGUGAGCUUUUCAUUAUGCAUUUUGUAAGGGGAGAGGCCGUGUGUAUUGGCAGGUAGUUCUGCUAUUAACUGCUUCAUGUACUCGUUAGGGGACUGCUUCACCUAGUGAGCUUUUCAUUAUGCAUUUUGUAAGGGGAGAGGCCGUGUGUAUUGGCAGGUAGGUCUGCUAUUAACUGCUUCAUGUACUCGUUAGGGGACUGCUUCACCCAGUGAGCUUUUCAUUAUGCAUUUUGUAAGGGGAGAGGCUGUCUGUAUUGGCAGGUAGUUCUGCUAUUAACUGCUUCAUGUACUCGUUAGGGGACUGCUUCACCCAGUGAGCUUUUCAUUAUGCAUUUUGUAAGGGGAGAGGUUGUCUGUAUUGGCAGGUAGUUCUGCUAUUAACUGCUUCAUGUACUCGUUAGGGGACUGCUUCACCCAGUGAGCUUUUCAUUAUGCAUUUUGUAAGGGGAGAGGCCGUGUGUAUUGGCAGGUAGUUCUGCUAUUAACUGCUUCAUGUACUCGUUAGGGGACUGCUUCACCCAGUGAGCUUUUCAUUAUGCAUUUUGUAAGGGGAGAGGCCGUGUGUAUUGGCAGGUAGUUCUGCUAUUAACUGCUUCAUGUACUCGUUAGGGGACUGCUUCACCCAGUGAGCUUUUCAUUAUGCAUUUUGUAAGGGGAGAGGCCGUGUGUAUUGGCAGGUAGUUCUGCUAUUAACUGCUUCAUGUACUCGUUAGGGGACUGCUUCACCUAGUGAGCUUUUCAUUAUGCAUUUUUGUACUGCAUUUAAUAUGGAGGCCAUAUCAUUUGGUUUGCAGCAAAUUAAACGGGUCCUUUUUAUGUAAUGGUUUUUAAAUAACCAUUUUUUUUUAAAGAUGACAGAAUAUUGUCAUGAGAAUACAUGCAACAUUGAGUGGACAAUGUCAAUGUUCUCUAACAUUAUUUUGGAUGCAUUCUUUGUGCAAGGCAUCAGUUGAACCAGACUCACUAUAGUAAUUAAUUCAUCUCACAUUAAUUUACUGACUAGGCAGUGCUUGUAUUGACUUGCUGUGUGUUAUGAAAUCGGAAAAUAUAUAAAUUGGAAAAUGUAUCAAAACAAAUGGCCGUAUACAUCAAUGCUUCUGCUGUGAUACACUGGAGAGACAAAUUGUCAGUCAUCUUUCAGUUGUGGAGCGCUCACUUGCCAUAGAGCAAUUAAAAUCAACUCGUUUAACAAGCUGCCUGUGUCUACAAACACCAACCAUGUGCCCUCUGAAUGAAAGAAUAAUAUUGUCUCUAAUUUGCUCAAUCGACCAAUGAGAGAAUCAAACCAGUGUCAUUAGAUGGGUUUGUUGUGAGUCAAAGGGUAACUAGCCUGAGACCCCCUAUGGGAAAUGUAUGUAUAGAAAUAUAGGAAUUCAAAAUGCGUCAAAAUAUAUUUUGUAAUGUCUAUGCCAUAAAUAAAAUAUCUCUACAUGUUUUAAAUGUGUAUAAAA
This is a messenger RNA of Oncorhynchus masou masou (cherry salmon), 6124 nucleotides long. Its product is annotated as filamin-A-interacting protein 1-like. The record is from RefSeq and is a predicted model, not a curated record. NCBI's taxonomy places the organism in Eukaryota, Metazoa, Chordata, Actinopteri, Salmoniformes, Salmonidae. The transcript is spliced from 6 exons. The coding region runs from base 202 to 4071 and encodes 1289 amino acids.